Hyla sarda is the source of this 1084-nucleotide messenger RNA. Its product is annotated as V-type proton ATPase subunit e 2. The coding region runs from base 93 to 338 and encodes 81 amino acids. Gene Ontology annotation, cellular component: proton-transporting V-type ATPase, V0 domain. Lineage: Eukaryota; Metazoa; Chordata; Amphibia; Anura; Hylidae. The transcript has 4 exons. Gene Ontology annotation, molecular function: proton-transporting ATPase activity, rotational mechanism. Gene Ontology annotation, biological process: proton transmembrane transport. The record is from RefSeq and is a predicted model, not a curated record.
AGACGAGCAGAGCGGCCGGAAGUGCAGGUGACAGAAGGAUCGGAGGGUUCGGAGAAGAGAUAUUUGUUAUCCGAUCGCUGAUCCGGGCAGACAUGACGGCGCACUCCCUCACCGUGCCCAUGAUCGUCUUCACCACCUUCUGGGGCAUCAUUGGCAUCGCGGCCCCAUGGUUCGUCCCGAAAGGCCCUAACAGAGGGGUCAUUAUUACCAUGUUGGUCACUACCGCCAUCUGCUGCUAUCUGUUCUGGCUGGUGACCAUCUUAUCUCAGGUCAAUCCUCUGUUCGGACCACAGCUGAAGAAUGACACAAUAUGGUACGUGCGAUUCCUAUGGGAGUGAAGAGGCUGGAAUCCCAGGCUAAGAAGGUUUCCCGUCAAUGUGUCGUCCACUUCUUCUUCCUGCACCCCGAUAUUAUUUGGACUACUUGAGAACAUUCCGUCCUGACAUGACGUUGUGUGUGAACCGGGUUCAACAACAGACAGAUUUUUUUUUUUGUGAUUAUAUUAUGUGUAGUAUACAGAUUAUCGGUCAACUGGGCCUUAUCUGUCAAAAUAGAAGAUCUGUCUUGUUGCCCAUAGCAACCAAUUACAGGGCAACUUUCAUUUUUUGCUGCGCUCUUAUUGGUUGCUAUGGGCAACAAAGCCAACCUUUUAGAUAAAUCUGCUGUACUAGGUCAUCUGUUUAAAAGAAACUGUUUCCCAUAGCAACCAAUUACAGAUCAGGAUGUGAAAUAAAAUCUGCGAUUGGUUGCUAUGGGCAACAGUACAUUUCUUUUAAACAGAAGUUAUAGAUUUCCCUAUUGUCUAUCUGGUCCAGCGUUUUCCAACCAGUGGGCCUCCAGCUUUUGCAAAACUACAACUACCAGCAUGUCCGGACAGCCUUCGGCUGUCCGGACAUGCUGGUAGUUGUAGUUUUGCAACAGCUGGAGGCACACUGGUUGGAAAACACUGAUCUAUGGCCAAAAUUUAGUAUUGUGUAUGACCAAUGUGGAUGAGGCUCGGGCCCUGUGAAUGAUUCCGCCGCCAUGCAAAGUUUAUUUAUUAUGUGUAUUUCUGGACUGUGCAAUAAAAGAUAACAAGACAAAA